This is a messenger RNA of Postia placenta MAD-698-R-SB12, 1050 nucleotides long. RefSeq lists its product as hypothetical. Gene Ontology annotation, biological process: ribosomal large subunit biogenesis; rRNA processing. Gene Ontology annotation, cellular component: nucleolus; preribosome, large subunit precursor; nuclear periphery. The record is from RefSeq and is a predicted model, not a curated record. The transcript is spliced from 4 exons. Lineage: Eukaryota; Fungi; Basidiomycota; Agaricomycetes; Polyporales; Adustoporiaceae. The coding region runs from base 47 to 910 and encodes 287 amino acids.
ACCACAGUUUCAAGCUUCUGCUCACGUCGCAACGAGGCGGUUAUCCAUGCCUUCCAGCACUGGUUCUCCCGUCGAUGAGACUUUCGAAGAUGUACCAUUUGACGAACUGUCCGACGCCGAGUCGGUGGACGAGGAUGUAGUACCGCAGCAGAAAAUUGAGAUCGACAACAAGAUCGCAUUGGAACGCAUCCGGGAUACGAUCAAACUUGACUCUUCAUUGCCAUGGACUGAGACACUAGCGGUCUCAUAUCCGGAGACAAUUGAUGUAGGCGUGGAUGAUGACCUGAACCGUGAACUAGCUUUCUACAAGCAGGCUCUGCACGGCGCACAGCAGGCAAGAUCACUAGCUGCUAAGCACGGCUUGCCCUUUACUCGCCCGUCUGACUACUUCGCCGAAAUGGUUAAGUCCGAUGCCCACAUGGAGCGCAUCCGCCAAAGGCUGCUGGAUGAGGGCGCGGCGAUUAAGCGGAGUGAAGAAAAGAGGAAGGAGCGCGAAGGGAAGAAGUUUGGCAAGCAGGUGCAAAUGGAGAAGCUGCAAGAGAGGGAGCGGAGUAAGAAGGAGAUGGAGGAGCGACUCAAGGGCCUCAAAAGGAAGCGCAAGGAUGCCCUGGACGGUCCACAAGACGACGGGUUCGAUGUCGCAGUCGAGGACGCUAUCUCUGACCGUCCCUCUAAACGUACGAAGGGUGCAGGACCCGGGGACAAGAAGAAGCUCCCGCGGCCAGCACGAGACAAGAAAUUCGGCUUCGGCGGUCCUCGCAAGCGGGCCAAACAAAACACCAAGUCUUCGACGGACAGCUUCGAAGCACGGAGUGCCGGCAAGGGCAAGGGAGCAAACGGACCAAGGGCAAAAGGCGGAUCAAAACGACCGGGGAAGAGCAAGCGUGUGUCGGCUCGUAGUCGUACAUGAUGGUGUGAACUGUUCAUCCCUUUUCUUUCGUGACCUUCCUGCCUCCGGCUUGUCCUUUGCCUUUGUGUAUUCGAUUCCAUCGCUUCUCAGUUGAUGGAUCAUGUAGUUUAUAUGCCUGCUGCAUUCACAAGGUAAUUCUG